AUGGCUCAGUUGUUGUUCAGGGAUUGUUCACCACGUCCUCCACAUCACCUCCACCACCCCCUCAGGACAUUCCCCAUUGUUCACCACGCCCUCCACAUCACCUCCACCACCCCCUCCACAUCACCUCCACCCCCCCCACCACCCCCCCUCAGGACAUUCCCCAUUGUUCACCACGUCCUCCACAUCACCUCCACCACCCCCUCCACAUCACCUCCACCCCCCCCACCACCCCCCCCUCAGGACAUUCCCCAUUGUUCACCACGUCCUCCACAUCACCUCCACCACCCCCUCCACAUCCCCUCCACCACCCCUCAGGACAUUCCCCAUUGUUCACCAUGUCCUCCACAUCACCUCCACAACCCCUCCACAUCACCUCCACCACCCCCUCCACAUCACCUCCACCACCCCUCAGGACAUUCCCCAUUGUUCACCACGUCCUCCACAUCACCUCCACCACCCCCUCAGGACAUUCCCUAUUGUUCACCACGUCCUCCACAUCAGCUCCACAACCCCUCCACAUCACCUCCACCACCCCCUCAGGACAUUCCCCAUUGUUCAUCACAUCCUCUACAUCACCUCCACCACCCCCUCCACAUCACCUCCAUCACCCACUCAGGACAUUCCCCAUUGUUCACCACCCCCUCCACAUCACCUCCAUCACCCCCUCAGGACAUUCCCCAUUGUUCACCACCCCCUCCACAUCACCUCCAUCACCCCCUCAGGACAUUCCCCAUUGUUCACCACGUCCUCUACAUCACCUCCACCACCCCCUCCACAUCACCUCCACCACCCCUCAGGACAUUCCCCAUUGUUCACCAUGUCCUCCACAUCACCUCCACAACCCCUCCACAUCACCUCCACCACCCCCUCCACAUCACCUCCACCACCCCUCAGGACAUUCCCCAUUGUUCACCACGUCCCCCACAUCACCUCCACCACCCCCUCAGGACAUUCCCUAUUGUUCACCACGUCCUCCACAUCAGCUCCACAACCCCUCCACAUCACCUCCACCACCCCCUCAGGACAUUCCCCAUUGUUCAUCACAUCCUCUACAUCACCUCCACCACCCCCUCCACAUCACCUCCAUCACCCACUCAGGACAUUCCCCAUUGUUCACCACCCCCUCCACAUCACCUCCAUCACCCCCUCAGGACAUUCCCCAUUGUUCACCACGUCCUCUACAUCACCUCCACCACCCCCUCCACAUCACCUCCACCACCCCCUCAGGACAUUCCCCAUUGUUCACCACAUCACCUCCACCAUCCCCUCCACAUCACCUCCACCACCCCCUCAGGACAUUCCCCAUUGUUCAUCACAUCCUCCACAUCACCUCCACCACCCCCACAGGACGUUCCCCAUUGUUCACCACGUCCUCCACAUCACCUCCACCACCCCCUCCACAUCACCUCCACCACCCCCAUAGGACAUUCCCCAUUGUUCAUCACAUCCUCUACAUCACCUCCACCACCCCCUCCACAUCACCUCCACCACCCCCAUAGGACAUUCCCCAUUGUUCACCACGUCCUCCACAUCACCUCCACCACCCCCUCAGGACAUUCCCCAUUGUUCACCACGUCCUCCACAUCACCUCCACCACCCCUUCCACAUCACCUCCACCACCCCCUCCACAUCACCUCCACCACCCCUUCCACAUCACCUCCACCACCCCUUCCACAUCACCUCCACCACCCCUUCCACAUCACCUCCACCACCCCCUCCACAUCACCUCCACCACCCCUUCCACAUCACCUCCACCACCCCCUCCACAUCACCUCCACCACCCCUUCCACAUCACCUCCACCACCCCCUCCACAUCACCUCCACCACCCCCUCAGGACAUUCCCCAUUGUUCACCACGUCCUCCACAUCACCUCCACCACCCCCUCAGGACAUUCCCCAUUGUUCAUCACAUCCUCUACAUCACCUCCACCACCCCCUCAGAACAUUCCCCAUUGUUCACCACGUCCUCCACAUCACCUCCACCACCCCCUCAGGACAUUCCCCAUUGUUCACCACGUCCUCCACAUCACCUCCACCACCCCCUCAGGACAUUCCCCUUGCAGCUCCAGCCACAGGCUAAUUAAUUUUGUACUUGGAACAAGUGGCCCCUGGAGCUGGUCCUCUGACAUGUGGCAGAACUUCCCGGACGUCAAACCACCCAUGUCAGGAUUUAAGAGAGGCUUGUUUUUUGUGGUCAUCAAGAAUCAUCUUAUCUAA
Haliotis rufescens (red abalone) is the source of this 2217-nucleotide messenger RNA. RefSeq names its product extensin-3-like. The record is from RefSeq and is a predicted model, not a curated record. The transcript has 2 exons. NCBI's taxonomy places the organism in Eukaryota, Metazoa, Mollusca, Gastropoda, Lepetellida, Haliotidae. The coding region runs from base 1 to 2217 and encodes 738 amino acids.